This is a messenger RNA of Zea mays, 1063 nucleotides long. RefSeq lists its product as uncharacterized. The transcript has 6 exons. NCBI's taxonomy places the organism in Eukaryota, Viridiplantae, Streptophyta, Magnoliopsida, Poales, Poaceae. Bases 82 to 885 code for a protein of 267 amino acids. Gene Ontology annotation, cellular component: thylakoid; chloroplast stroma. The record is from RefSeq and is marked predicted. Gene Ontology annotation, biological process: chlororespiration.
CGCUCGUCCGCGUUCAGCUCAGCUACUCCAAUUUCGCAACAAGUUGCAAGCAAUAACCGACCAAGGACGACGAACGGGUCGAUGGCCACGCUCUCCUCCUGCAGCCGCCUGAGUAGCGGCACCGGCGCCGCGGCCAUCCACCGGCAGCCGGCCCGUGCUGGAGCCGUCCUCGUCGUCACCUGCAGGCGGAGCUCCUCCGCGACCGUCCGCGCCGCAGCCGCUGCCACGGCGGCGGCGCCGGCUGCCGUAGAGCUGCAGAACAAGGGGGUGUCGCUGCCGACGUGGGCGGAGUUCGAGCUCGGGCGGGCGCCGGUCUACUGGAAGACCAGCAGCGGCCUCCCGCCCUCGCCGGGCGAGGGGCUGACCCUGUUCUACAACCCGGCGGCGACGAAGAUGGCCCCGAACGAGGUGUUCGGCGUGGCGUUCAACGGCGGCUUCAACCAGCCCAUCAUGUGCGGCGGAGAGCCGAGGCAGAUGACGCUGCAGGAGCGGGGCAAAGCCGACCCGCCCAUCUACACCAUCAGGAUACGCGUGCCGCAGCACGCCGUAAGCUUGAUCUUCUCCUUCACCAACGGGGCCGAGUGGGACGGGCCGUACACGCUCAAGUUCAGGGUCCCCAAGCCAUGGCAGAACAAGCCGCUGAGCUUCUUCAACGAGGGCCUGGCGGACGAACUCAACAGGGAGGGCGCCUGCGACCUGGCCAUCUACCCGGACGAGAACAUCGCCAUCACCAGCUGCGCCAUGGACGGCUACCUCGAGGAGGGGGGGGAUCGGUGCAAGCUGGACAUCGUGAGCGGAUGCACGGACCCCAGCUCCGACAUGUUCGACCCGCUGGCCACCGUCGACGACGGCUCCUGCCCCCUCGAGUCUGAUUCCGAGGAAUGAUGAAGGAGCUCCAUCUCAAUCCGAGGGAGGGAGGCAGCAGCAGCAAACGUGAUCCACACAAAUGUCUGUCAAGUUUGUCAUCAUGUGAUACAUGAAGCAUACCUGUAUUUAGCCAGAAUACCACAGUAAAAACGCAUCAAUGAGCAAGAUGAUCUGGAUACAUGGUAUCCAUCUUUGC